Molecule: messenger RNA, 2191 nt
Organism: Oncorhynchus keta (chum salmon)
Lineage: Eukaryota; Metazoa; Chordata; Actinopteri; Salmoniformes; Salmonidae
Product: UDP-N-acetylglucosamine transporter-like
Exons: 9
Coding region: 465-1622 (385 amino acids)
Biological process (GO): pyrimidine nucleotide-sugar transmembrane transport
Cellular component (GO): Golgi membrane
Molecular function (GO): UDP-galactose transmembrane transporter activity
Source: RefSeq, a predicted model, not a curated record
AAGCACUCAGCAGAAACCCGAAGACUGUUGCACGGGAGCCUGAAUAGAAUUAUAAAUUCAUUUGCAUUGUGUUGAUGUGGCAAGUCACAAUUAGCUUUUUGAAAGUCCUAUAUCUUGAAAGCUUUAUUUCUGAAAUGCAAAACAUUUUGGACUAAAUCAACAGUGGACUAAUAGUUUUUGAGUGGAUUUUUCCUUUAAGAGCUGUGCCUGCCUGUGAGUGAGCCUAUGACUGGCCCAGUCAGGAUGCAUAAACGUUGACAACUUUUCAGCAAUUUGACCUAGCUCUUGCAACAUUACUGAAUUUGCUUCUCCCAUCUGGCUCUCCAGUCACUGAGCGCUAACACAUAGGAAGGAGUGGCAUCCUGCCUCUCCAAGGGGACCUGGCUGAUUUUACCUCCAGGAGCCACAUUGCCUUCUCAGCCGUCCUGCUAUGGUUUGUCUUGUUUUAUUGGUUGGGGAGUGUUAUGAGUUGCUCAGAAAAGGGGUAUGGGUUAGAUCUCUGCAUGCUGAAGCCUAAACCAGGCCUUUCACGCCUGGCCACAUCCCCUGACUCUGUGGAGGCAUCCCACCUCGUUUCCAUGUCAUCGCCCCUUGUCUCCCCAUCCCAGUCACGGCUCAAGUACAUGUCCCUGGGUGUGCUGGUGCUGCAGACCACCUCACUGGUGCUUACCAUGAGGUACUCGCGCACACUGCAAGGCGAGGGGCCCCGCUACCUAGCCUCCUCAGCCGUGGUGUUGGCCGAAUUGCUUAAGAUCCUCAUCUGCCUGCUGCUCAUCUUCUAUGACCACAACUUCAGUUUUCUUGUGUUGAAUCGGGUGCUGAAGGAAGAGAUUCUCAACAAGCCCAUGGAGACGUUGAAGCUGGCCAUCCCAUCAGGCAUCUACACACUCCAGAAUAACCUUCUCUAUGUCGCCCUGUCCAACCUGGACGCUGCUACCUACCAGGUGACGUACCAGCUGAAGAUCCUGACCACGGCCCUGUUCUCAGUAUCCAUGCUGGGGAAGAGACUGGGGCUCUACCAGUGGCUGUCCCUGCUCAUCCUCAUGACUGGUAUCACUCUCGUUCAGUGGCCUUCAGAGUCUCUGGAUGGGCCAGCUCCGACGCCUCUGUCUGCAGGCUCCCAGUUAGUUGGUGUGAUAGCCGUACUGAUAGCCUGCUUUUCCAGUGGCUUCGCUGGAGUCUACUUUGAGAAGAUCCUCAAAGGGACCACACAGAGUGUGUGGGUCCGCAACAUCCAGCUAGGUUUGUUUGGUCUGGUGUUUGGUCUAAUGGGAGUGUUUGUGUACGACGGAGAGAGAGUGAGGGAGUCCGGAGUGUUCCAAGGCUACAACCCACUCACCUGGACUGUUGUGGCCCUGCAGGCUCUGGGUGGGUUGGUCAUAGCAGCAGUCAUUAAGUAUGCAGACAACAUCCUGAAGGGGUUUGCCACCUCACUCUCCAUCAUCCUGUCAACACUCAUAUCCUACUUCUGGUUGGUGGACUUCGACCCCACCAGUGUGUUCUUCCUAGGAGCAGUGCUGGUCCUUGCUGCCACCUUCCUGUAUGGCUAUGAGGCUGAGGCCUGCCACCAGCCACAGCAGAGUCUAGAUUGGAGACCCACCACCAGCCAUAGCACAGUUUAGAUUGGAGACCCACCACCUGCCAUAGCAGAGUUUAGAUUGGAGACCCACCACCUGCCAUAGCAGAGUCUAGAUUGGAGACCCACCACCUGCCAUAGCAGAGUGUAGAUUGGAGACCCACCACCUGCCAUAGCAGAGUUUAGAUUGGAGACCCACCACCUGCCAUAGCAGAGUUUAGAUUGGAGACCAGCCACCAGCCAUAGCAGAGUGUAGAUUGGAGACCCACCACCAGCCAUAGCAGAGUUUAGAUUGGAGACCCACCACCUGCCAUAGCAGAGUUUAGAUUGGAGACCCACCACCUGCCAUAGCAGAGUCUAGAUUGGAGACCCUCCACCUGCCAUAGCAGAGUUUAGAUUGGAGACCCGCCACCAGCCAUAGCAGAGUUUAGAUUGGAGACCCACCACCAGCCAUAGCAGAGUUUAGAUUGGAGACCCACCACCUGCCAUAGCAGAGUCUAGAUUGGAGACCCACCACCAGCCAUAGCAGAGUUUAGAUUGGAGACCCACCACCUGCCAUAGCAGAGUCUAGAUUGGAGACCCACCACCUGCCAUAGCAGAGUUUAGAUUGGAGAC